Seminavis robusta is the source of this 1188-nucleotide messenger RNA. NCBI's taxonomy places the organism in Eukaryota, Bacillariophyta, Bacillariophyceae, Naviculales, Naviculaceae. The record is from the annotation of a GenBank genome assembly.
AUGACUUCCAAGAGCAUCUUCGCCAAACUAUGUGUCCCCGAUGAUUACACCCCCGUUCCAAGAUUGACGAAGAAUCCCCAGAAGGCUGACAACAAGCUGGUUCGUCUCACUGCAGAACAAUACAAGGAUGAGGUGGCGUACUGUGAGGCCAAGAUGGAUGAGAUGAUGAUGAAGGGCUGGGACUGGCGUGGUGAUGCCAACAAGAAACUUCUCGCGAUCAACAAGAAAAGGAAGGCGACUGGAUACCAGCCUUUGCGAGCAUUCAUCUUUCCGUCUGACAUGACUGGAGCCCACUAUGUUCGGUAUUUGCUCCCAGAUGGCACUCGCUUGAUGAUACCCCAUGAAAAUGACUUCAUUGACAUGUUCAUCUUUGAGCAUCUCCUCCAGUUCAAGCUCCUUUUCCCUGAUCCAUGGACCGAAGCUGCCAAGACGACCGAGUUCUGCCAGAUUUGGGAAUACGACGAGGAUGCAUACAUCAUGCAAUACCAUCGGUGGCUGAGCGAUGUGGACCUGGAGACAGAGCUUGUCGAUGGAGACAGUGACCGCGAGGAUGAGACAAACAUGGGAGGCAUUGCACUCAAGGGUAUCGAGAACUUCAUUGACAGCUUACCUUCUGACGAUGAUGUGGACGUCUCUUCCGUUUCCAAACUGGAUCUUUUCGAUGACUCGGUUGCCAGUAAAGAAACCAGUGUUCUAACUGUGGCAACUACUGGAUCUCCAGCUUCUGGUUCUGGCACCAGUGACUGUGAGAUCGACAGCAUCCACAAACGUCCCUUCAAGUGGGGCAUUAUGACUCAGGUGGAUAGCCACCCAAACAAGACUGCAGAGGAAGAAGACACCAAGCCCCCGGCAUCGGCAGAGAAGGUCAACUCGAAGCACGAAGAUGAAGAAUCAAACAAAAAGACUGAAGCCACGGACGAAUCCACGGAAGAAGACUCCAAGAGCAACCCAGAAUCCACCAACGAAGACUCCAGCAACAGCGGUGACACCAAUGAAGACGAUUCACUCGAGAGUCCUGCAAAGAAGCAAAAGACCAACAAGUCAGAUGAUGAGGAUUCUACUGUCAAGGGCGAAGAUAACAGCGAUGACGACAGCAGCAAGAAGGAUAACGAUGACAGUAGCAGCAGCGAGCAAGAUGAUAUCCCAAGCGGUAUUGAGAUCUUGUCCACUGGAAGCUUCUCCUAUUAG